AUGGCGAUAGCUGCUGGUGCUGGCUCAGCUAAUUUCCUAAUAAGUGCUCAGCAUGCUGAGGCAGUUGCUUGUUUGAAAGGUAUGGAGUGUGCUGCUGGUUUAAGAAUGAGGCGUAUUAUUUUGGAGACUGAUGCAGCUUUUGUGGCCAAGGCUUUAUCUACUCCAGAGGUGGCCAAGACUUUAAUUGUUAGCAGCCAUGCGAAAGGACCAUUUUACCGCUCUGCUCAUCAACGGACUCACCUCCUCCUGCCGCUUCCCUUCAGAGGGUCAAAGCGCGCGCCUCCAAGAUUAGCUGCGGCUUCCUGGAGGAGAGGAGCCCAAGCGGCAAGAAUCAGGUCGAGAGACAGGAGGGAGAAAGGGAGGCAAGAGACUACUGCUGCUGGUACUGGACAAGGGAGAGGCUUGGGUGGAGGAACGGAAGCGCUCGCCUGCUCGCUCGGGCCAUUCGAUUGGAGGCAACAGUGGGCGCGGCAGCCACAGCACAGGCCGCGGCAGCCUGGCCGCUGGGGCCGUUCCCCCUCCACCUGCAGCAUGCCCGGCGGGAGGCGCGCCUACAGCCGCUGCGGCAGGGGAGCUCCUGCGCCUGCAGCGCCACCGCUGGGGCCCGCGGACCCGCCCGCGGUCGCGCGCCAGGCGCAUUCCUGGGAGCCUCCCGCGCCGGCGCACGCGGUAGCGCCCCCGCCGGGCCCCGCGCCUCCGCUGGUCGCGCGCGGGUGUGGGGGCCGCGCCUUCGCUGGUUCCGCCGAGUCAUUGCCACCGCCGCCAUCGUGGGUAUACUAG
Messenger RNA from Panicum hallii, 780 nucleotides. Its product is annotated as proton channel OtopLc-like. The transcript has 2 exons. The record is from RefSeq and is a predicted model, not a curated record. The coding region runs from base 1 to 780 and encodes 259 amino acids. Lineage: Eukaryota; Viridiplantae; Streptophyta; Magnoliopsida; Poales; Poaceae. Gene Ontology annotation, molecular function: nucleic acid binding; RNA-DNA hybrid ribonuclease activity.